AUGGAGUUGCACGGCCCCAGCAUGGCGACAGCCUCCUUCUCGGUCUCCGCGAAGCACAUACUGCUCUCGGAGAUCCUCUCUGUGACGUCUGUAAUGCGCAAGAACUCGCGUUGGGCACUCUCUGCCCCCUCAUUCUCGACUCGCGAUUCUGGCCUUGCAACAAGUCUUGGGCUCAGGGUUUCUAAGUCCCCACUUAGCCCAUACACGUCCGGGCACGGGAGUACGGAGCAGGAGCUCAUGACUGGCUUCCAGGAUCUGAAACGACUGGUGAAGGAAAUCGAGGACAUCCAUUCGCUACCUCUCAGCACCCUCCUUUCCCCCUUCCUGUCUAUCAUCCGCUCUCCACUGUCAACCGGACCCAUCACUUCUGCCGCGUUAACCGCGAUCCACAACUUCUUCGUAUGCGGCCUCUUUUACCCCGACGCGAUCGCGCUUCAGACUGCGCAAGCGGAGCUGAGCAGCGCCCUGUCAAGUUGCAAGUUUGAAGCGAGCGAUUCGUCUGGGGAUGAAGUGGUCUUGCUCAAGAUUAUGACCAUCAUCUCGGACGCAAUGUGCGGGAGCACGGGUCCUACGCUCGGAGACGUGGAGAUUUGCGAAAUGCUGGAGACGGUAUUGACCACGUCGUGUCAAAUGCGUUUAAGCGAAAUCCUCCGGCGUUCUGCGGAGAAUACUCUUCACCAGCUUGUCCGAGUUGCUUUCGCAAGUCUCCACGGUUUGCAUCCCGAAACCGAGGAGAAGAAGCUGUUGGACAAUUUUGACGGAGAAGGUGGUGAGAUGAAGAUGAGCGUAUCGACUGGACCUCAGUCACGAGAACCAGGGCCGAUCCCGGCACCACAGACGGAGAACCGCAUUGAGACCGCCGAGGGUGCACCUGAACCUGAACCUCAGCCCCAACCUCCAACAGAAGUUCAACCUGAAGCUGAUCAGCCCGUGCCUGAGACUCCCAGCAUACCACGCCCGCCAUAUGGCUUGCCUUCCGUUCUGGAGCUUCUGCGUGUACUCAUCAACAUCCUGGAUCCCAACGACCAAGCUCAUACCGACUCGACUCGUCUGACGGCAUUGCGGACAUUGAACGUCGCGCUCGAGGCGGCUGGUGCGCGCAUAUGUGCAUACCCUUCUCUCUCUACCCUCGUUUUGGACCAUGGAUGCAAGUUCCUGUUCCAGCUUGCACGCUCCGAUCAUCCCGUAGUCCUUCAGACUGCGCUGAGGACCAUCGCCACGAUGUUUGAGACUACGAGGCCAAAGCUGAAGCUCCAGCAAGAGCUGUUCCUCGCCUUCACGAUCGACAGACUUGUCCCUCCAGUUCCCCCCGCACCGAAGAACAUGUCGCUUGCUCAGAAGGCGGUCACAAACUCACCACGACCUGGGACACCCGUGCCUGGGACCCCAGGACUUGGACCUCCUUCAGAACCGGAUUCCGACAAGCCCCCGGCCACUCCUCGUCUCAUCGUCGCACCAGCACGAGGCGAUACUCGAGAAUUGCUGCUUGAGACGCUAUGCCAAGUAUCAAGACACUCAAGUUUCAUGGUGGACCUGUAUGUCAAUUAUGACUGUGAUAUGAACUGCGAGAACAUGUUCGAGCGCGUCAUCGACUUUGCUGCUAAGGGCGUGUAUCCAGUUCAGAACGUCGGCGGUCGCGACUACCAACAGCAGAAUGCGCAAUACUUGUCACUCGAUCUAAUUCUUGCAUUUGUUGGUCGCAUGACCACCAGAGCAGAGGGUGCAAGCGAGACAUGGCCAUCUUCCUUCCCUUCCAUCGACCAACUCCAGGAUACGAAGGCAAAGAAGAAACUCAUCUUGACGGGAACCACCCGCUUUAACGCCAAGCCCAAGACCGGUGUGGCCUUCCUAGAAGAACACAAGCUCAUUUACACCGAUCCUGACGAGCCUCGUCCUGUGAGCCUCGCCAGGUUCCUGAAGAGUUCGUCUCGGAUAGACAAACGAUUGCUCGGCGACUUCAUCUCCAGACCUGACAACGUCGACCUACUCAAGGCAUUCCUGAUGCUGAUGGACUUCCAAGGGAGACCAGUGUCGGAAGCUUUGCGCGAGAUGCUGGAGACUUUCCGCCUUCCAGGAGAGUCGCAGCAAAUCAACCGCAUCACGGAAACCUUUGCGGAGGUUUACUUCGCAACUCAGCCAGACGAGAUUAAGUCACAAGAUGCUGUAUAUGUGCUUGCAUACUCGAUCAUCAUGCUCAACACCGACCAGCACAGUCCGCAGAUCCGAAAACGCAUGACUCUGGAAGAUUACACGAGAAACCUUAAGGGUGUUAACGAGGGCACCGAUUUCUCACCAGAGUUCUUGUACAACACAUAUGAGUCCAUUCGCAGGAAUGAGAUUAUCAUGCCAGAAGAGCAUACUGGUCAGCUAGGCUUCGAGUAUGCUUGGAAAGAGCUGUUAGCUCGGACGCGACAGGCUGGCGAUUUCCUCUCAUGCAACACUGCCAUGUUCGACGCCGACAUGUUCAAGUCCGUAUGGCGCUCGGUAGUGUCCGCAAUUGCCUAUGCGUUCAUCACUUUCGAUGACGACUACGUCAUUGAGCGGGCCAUUGCUGGAUUCCGCCAGUGCGCUACACUCGCGCGUCACUUUGACAUGCCCGACGUCUUCGACUACAUCGUGGCAUCGUUGUCGCAAGCGACCUCAUUGCUUUCGGAAACUCAGUACUCGCAGGUGCCGAACUACCCAGUGGUCGAUGUGGACGGGCAAUCGAUCACUGUGUCCUCACUUUCCGUCAAGUUCGGGACCAAUUUCAAGGGACAGCUUGCAGCCGUGGUACUCUUCAACAUUGUCAACGGCAAUGCGAACGCUUUGCGAGAAGCCUGGACCCAGAUAUUCGAGAUGUUCCAGACCCUCUUCCUCCACUCCUUGCUCCCUACCCGAAUGCUCCAAAUGGAAGAUUUCCUGGGUGGCGCGUCAAUCAUCCCGUUGCGUCGCGCGCAACCGGCUCGGACGGCGCCGAGAUCAGACGGUUUGCUUUCCGCACUGUCUUCGUAUCUCAUGACGCCGUAUGCCUCGAGUGCAGACGCUCUGGUUCCAGAUGCGACUGAUACAGAUGUUGAGAACACUCUCUGCACCAUUGACUGUCUCUCGACAUGUCGUCUUGACGAACUGUACUCGCAGAUUAUGCAACUCGCGCCAGAUGCCUUGAUCGCUGCAGUACGCGCUCUGGAAGCUCUUGCCCACGAACGUACGGUCGCGAAGCUCAAGUUGGAGUCGGAUGACAUUGCCGCAGCAGCCGCUCACGAGGAACCGACCCUUCCAUAUGACCCUGCAUGCGUUUUCCUUCUUGAAGUCAUGGUCAGCAUAGCACAGCAAACAUCGCAGUACAUCGAAGAGAUCUGGCCGAUCGUUUUCGAGCAUCUGUCUGCUUUGUUAUCAAUACCAACGCAGUACAGCGUCCUGCUGAUCGAACGUGCGGUGGUAGCGCUCCUCCGGCUGUGCCUCGUCCUCGCGCGGAAGCACGCUCUUCGUGAUCAAAUCUACCUCUCGUUCGAUCUUCUGGCACGCCUUCCUCCAAACGUCACCAAUGCUGUGGCCGAACAAAUUGUGGCAGGAUUAACCUUGAUCCUAGAGCAAAACCGAGACAUCGUUCGUUCACAAACGGAGUGGAAUGUCGUGUUCGCAUUGUUGCGGUCGACCAUUUCUCAUCCCGAAGCGUCGCGCCAGUCGUUCGAGAUUCUGAGCGGACUUGUCUCCGACAGCAAUGACGCUCUUGUAACGAUCGACAACUUCGUUGGACUCGUCAAUGCGCUGGAUGACUUUGCGACUGCUGCUGGCGUCGCUGUAGAUGCGCAGCAGCAAGGGAGGCGAACGCAGUCGUUGACCCCCGCUAAUUCUCCGAUUGUGGAGCGCGGCCGGAGGGCAGUGGACAUGAUUGCGGAUUUGAAGAAGUAUUGGGCGCGUUUCACGGACGCUUCAGGUAUUCAAAAGGCACAAAUUUGGCGACAAUGCAGCCUACCCUUCCUCGUUUCCCUGUCUCACCAAAGCUCCAACACAUCCCGCGAUAUUCGACACACAGCAAUCGUGCACCUCCAGCGCAUCCUCCUAGGCCCGCACCUUCCGCUCACGGAGAACAACCACGCGCAGAUAGAGGAGAUCUUCAACCGCACCGUCUUCCCGCUCCUCGACGACCUCCUCAAGCCGCAGGUGUUCAUGCGCGACCCGCUCGGUAUGCCCGAGACGCGCCUCCGCGCCUCCGCGCUGCUCUGCAAGGCGUUCAUGCAGUUCGAGGCGCGCGAGGGUCAGACCGCCGACAUUCGCGUCCUCUGGAUCCAGGUCCUCGACCUCCUCGACAGGCUAAUGCACGUUGACCGUCGUGACCAGCUGUACGAGGCCGUGCCUGAGUCCCUCAAGAACGUGCUGCUCGUCAUGAACGCCACAGGCCUCCUCGUGCCACCUCCGAGCGGUGCAGAUGACCACCGUGCGGAACGCCAGGUUGCACUGUGGGCGGCAACGCACGAGCGUAUCGAGCGUUUCCUGCCCGGCUUCCUCGACGAGGUGGUCCCCGCGCCCCCGCCGAAGUCUGCGCCUCCGCCUCCGCCACAGCUUGCCGAGUGA
Epithele typhae is the source of this 4557-nucleotide messenger RNA. Its product is annotated as Sec7-domain-containing protein. The transcript is spliced from 19 exons. Gene Ontology annotation, biological process: regulation of ARF protein signal transduction. Gene Ontology annotation, molecular function: guanyl-nucleotide exchange factor activity. The record is from RefSeq and is a predicted model, not a curated record. Bases 1 to 4557 code for a protein of 1518 amino acids. NCBI's taxonomy places the organism in Eukaryota, Fungi, Basidiomycota, Agaricomycetes, Polyporales, Epitheliaceae.